AUGGAUCCGGUGUCCAGUGCUAUUGGCGUGAUCGCCGCGAUACCACAGUGCAUAGAAGCAGCAAAGCAACUGUAUGAUUUGCGUGAGCGCUUCGACCAAGCAGCCAUACUCAUAACAGCUAUCUACACGGAGUCCAUGGUUGUUGCCGCAUCAUUGUCUCAAAUUCAAAGUCUCCUACAGGGCACCACCUUGCAAAACAAGCCAGAGCUUCGCAACACUCUUGAUCAGGCGCUUACGGGGUGCUGGGUGGUCUACCAAUGUCUAGACGAAGAAGUGCGUGAUUUGGCUCGGAAAGUUGAUGUGAACGACUUGCGGAAGCGUGACCGAGCGCGCUUCCUCCUCAAGGAGGCCAAUUUCAAAGAGUUGCUGCAGCAAAUACGAGGGCAGCAAUCUGCCCUUGGAUUGCUUAUUCAGGGCUUGCAAAUGGAGUCUCUCUCCGACAUGCACCGCUUACUUGGAGACAACAGCGUAAAAUUAGAUCAGAUCGCGAAGCGGUCGACCACCUUGAGGCAAAAGCAUCCAAACAUUAAAGUGCCAGAAUCAGUGCUGGACAAGGAUACUAUCGACGACUCGCAGACGAUAUUUGGGGACGCCGAGUUCACCUUUGACGACGAGGUCGUCAACUCCAAAGCCUAUCGAAGGGCUAUGGCAAGGGCACUUACAGAGAGCUCUAUAAACGAGAAGAAGGACGAUGUCAUUGAUCUGUACAAAAAUACAGAUAAACAAGUCGAUGACCAACAGGUGGACGACACGGCAGCGGCUGAUAUGAGGUCUCUCCUGUUACGACUUGAUGACGCUAUCGAAUCGAACAACAACGACGAGCCACCCCCCUACGAGAAUGAGGGUGGAGAAGCUCAUGCAGACAUACUAGAUGAUCUUGAAAAGAGCAUGUUACCUUUCAUGCCUCCCGCAUCUACGUCUAGACAGCCUUCAGUAAUAGUCACGGAGGCUGAGUCGAUGAAUUCUUCACAAGAGCAGUCCAGCUUAGCGAUGACAGAAAGCACAACCUCAAUUACUGCCCUUGUAGCACCAUUGAGCGAAGAACCUGAAGAGAUUCAAGGCUCUUCAGAUGUGCGAGAUUCAGGGGCAACCUCGUCGCAACGUUCGCUCGACGCGACAGAUGAAAACGAAGAAGACGAAAAGCCACCUCCGCUUCCACCACGUCGUAGUGCUCAGUCCUUUCUAGCGCCAGCCAAAUCCAGUUCGACUUGUGAGUUGAAGAAGGUCUCUUCAUGGGAUCAGAUAUUCGCGCCAUUGUCGACUACGUCGUCUCUAUCGCUCACCGACCCAGGCUUAGGGGACAACACCUCUCCGCCUAAUAACCAAGUCAUUCGCAAGCCUCUGCCACUCUUGGUCAAGAAGCCUUCCAAUCUGUCUUUCUACGGCACUGAUUACAAGGAUAUUGCCUCUCCCACUUCGGAAGGAGAAACCCAUCCUGGCAAGAUUUGGGCUUCGAUAUUGUUGGACGAAGAGAAGUACAUCGAACGAUUAGGAAAAUUCACUAAUAUAUUCUAUGGACUUGUCGUCAAAGAAUGGCCGGUCUUGGAAAAGCAUAUGGAAGCAAUUGUUUUGGCCAGACAGCUUAUGCCGUUGCAUCAGGAGCACAUUCUCGACGUUGUCAAAGAGAGAUCUGCACAGAACGCGUACUCUAUUUGCGAUCCUCGUGUAUUCAUCACGUGGGCCAGUAAAACAUACCGGGUACUCAAAGAAUACUCACGGCGUUAUCCUCACGCUCUGUAUGCGCUUCGACUUACUCGAACGCGGGAUAAGAAGUUCGCUCCUUGCGUUGAGAGCCUCGGUCUAAGCCUAACAUACUUUGGUAAAAAUUGGGAAGAUUAUCUUGUGUUACCUAUCGUACAGCUUGACACCUACAUCACGAGACUACAGAGUAUAGCUCGAUGGUUGGAUGAGAGCACAACACCCGUCCCAAUCAAAGAACAAUCACGCAUCAAGGCGACGCUUGAGACUCUUCAAAGGCUGCAAGCACAAUGUUCCGAUCUUACCGAGAAGUCUAUGAGCCAAGAAGAAAUGCAAAGUCUGCAUCGGAGGAUACAUACGGUCGAUACGAGUCUGCUAGACCCUCUCGAGCUUUCCGCACCAGCCCGUCGCAUCAUAUAUCAGGGCGUACUUGCCUUCAAACACAACAAUCGCGGUCCAUGGCAGUCUAUGCAGGUGAUCUUACUUGACAACUAUGUUUUGUGGGGCAAAGUCAAGUCGGCCAAGGAUCCAAAACAUAAAGGGAUGAAAGCUGACAGUGUUCGGGUGAUUGAAAAGCCCGUACCUGUGACGCAUAUCGCGAUCAGGCUACCUGUCGGGUCAGCACAGAUUCGCAAAACUUCUUAUCUGGACGAGUUUCCACGAGGAGUUGCAUUGUACGAACUAUUCAUUGAUGUCGUAGUGACGCAGUCAAAUUUCACGACGCAUUGCGUAGGAGCAUUGUCCUCCGAGGAAAGGAACCAUUGGUACCAGAAGCUAAGCGAAGUAGCUGGCACGACGCCACCAGAGAUUUAA
This is a messenger RNA of Didymosphaeria variabile, 2511 nucleotides long. RefSeq lists its product as uncharacterized. The record is from RefSeq and is a predicted model, not a curated record. The transcript has 3 exons. Gene Ontology annotation, molecular function: guanyl-nucleotide exchange factor activity. The coding region runs from base 1 to 2511 and encodes 836 amino acids. Lineage: Eukaryota; Fungi; Ascomycota; Dothideomycetes; Pleosporales; Didymosphaeriaceae.